Drosophila hydei is the source of this 2477-nucleotide messenger RNA. RefSeq names its product ATP-binding cassette sub-family B member 7, mitochondrial (gene ABCB7). The coding region runs from base 81 to 2297 and encodes 738 amino acids. The record is from RefSeq and is a predicted model, not a curated record. Gene Ontology annotation, molecular function: ATP binding; ATP hydrolysis activity; ABC-type transporter activity. NCBI's taxonomy places the organism in Eukaryota, Metazoa, Arthropoda, Insecta, Diptera, Drosophilidae. The transcript is spliced from 6 exons. Gene Ontology annotation, biological process: intracellular iron ion homeostasis; transmembrane transport. Gene Ontology annotation, cellular component: mitochondrial inner membrane.
UCGCAACAUGUAAUAUAUCGAUACUUUUAGUUGUGCUUCGCAGUAUCAGAAUUUAGUGUUUGUUUUUGCGUAUAGAAGUAAUGGCCGGACUACUAUACUUUAGUAAAUUGUGUAGUAAUAAGAAAACACUGACCUACACCUUCCACGUUACAUGCCACAAACAAAUCAAAACCAGAUAUCCAACGCAUGUGCUGUAUUCCACGCUCGCUAGAUCGAACGAUGAAUCACACAAUAAUUUUAUCAAAUCGAACAAGAAGGUAACACCAUUUACGCCCACGCCAGGCAGCAAGCUGCUUGGGGGCGUCUUUGCCAAGAAGACAAAAGUUGCAGUCACAGCAGCAGCAGCAGCAUCAGCAGCAGUGCUACAACAACAACAACGACUGCCACAACAACAACAACAAUCAAGACUAUGUCACGUUCAUAUAGGCAGCGGCGGCAACGAUGGCGGGUCAACGCUUGGUAAACUGGAUGCACCUGAGGUCACAUCCAAGGAUAUGCUUCGAGCGAUGAUGGCCUACAUCUGGCCAAAGGACGAUGCACUCGUACGCAAGCGCGUGGGCAUCUCAUUGGGUCUGCUGGCUGGCUCCAAGCUCCUGACAGUUUGUGUUCCAUUUCUGUUUAAGGGCGCUGUGGAUACAUUGACAACGCUGAACAUGGACACAGCGCCGGACGUUGUGCUGUCUACAGCCACUGCCAUGCUAUUGGGCUAUGGCAUUGCCAGAGCCAGCGCUGCGGGCUUCAAUGAGCUGCGCAACGCUGUGUUUGCCAAGGUGGCGCAUCAUUCCAUACGCAAAAUAGCCACCAAUGUGUUUCUGCAUCUGCACAAUCUGGACUUGGCAUUUCACUUGAAUAAGCAGACGGGCGCGUUGUCUAAGACAAUUGAUCGGGGCUCGCGUGGCAUUAACUUUGUGCUAUCGGCCAUGGUCUUCAAUAUAGUACCUACGAUCUUUGAGUUGACACUGGUGUCCAGCUUGUUGGGCUUUAAGUACGGCUUAGCUUUUGCGAGCGUUAGCAUGGGCUGCGUGGGCAUCUAUGCUUUGUAUACACUGAGCGUAACGCAGUGGCGCACGCGGUUCCGUGUCUACAUGAAUCAGGCCGAGAACGAGGCUGGCAAUAAAGCCGUCGACUCGCUGAUCAACUACGAAACUGUAAAGUAUUUCAACAACGAAAAGUACGAGGCUGGCUGCUACAACGAGGUGCUUAAAAAGUACGAGGCGGCCAGCUUGAAAACCAGCUCAAGUUUGGCUCUUCUCAAUUUCGGUCAGAACGCGAUCUUCAGCAGUGCGCUUAGUUUGAUCAUGGUGCUGGCAGCCAAAGAGAUUGCCCAGGGCAACAUGACUGUCGGUGAUCUGGUCAUGGUGAAUGGUCUGCUCUUUCAGCUGUCCAUACCAUUGGGCUUUCUGGGCAGCGUGUAUCGUGAGGUGCGGCAGGCGCUGCUCGACAUGCAGGCCAUGUUUACGCUGAUGAAUGUGGACAGCGGCAUACAGACGGCGCCUAAUGCUCAGCCUCUCUACGUUGACAACAGCAAUGCGUCCAUUGAGUUCCAAAAUGUGAACUUCGAGUAUGAGCCAGGCAAGGCAAUUUUUAAGGAUUUGUCGUUUAGCAUACCCGCCGGCAAAAAUAUUGCAAUUGUAGGUGGUUCUGGCUCCGGUAAAUCAUCUAUGGUGCGAUUGCUUUUCCGUUUCUUUGAACCAAACUCGGGUCGCAUUUUGAUCGGAGGCCAGGAUAUCAGCGCCGUUGAACUGGACAGCUUGCGCCGCAGCAUUGCUGUGGUGCCGCAGGACUCGGUUCUCUUCCACAACACCAUCGAACACAACAUACACUAUGGCAAUCUGACCAAGUCCCAUGAGGAUGUGCAAAAUGCUGCACGUAUGGCCGACCUACAUGAAUCAAUCAUGAGUUGGCCCAAUCAGUACAGAACACAAGUCGGCGAGCGGGGUCUAAAGCUGUCGGGAGGCGAAAAGCAACGUGUGGCCAUUGCGCGAGCAAUUCUAAAAAAUACUCCCAUUUUAAUAUUCGACGAGGCUACUAGCAGCUUAGACUCUAUUACGGAGCAUAACAUAUUGAAGGCGCUUUCACGCGCUACCACCGGCCGCACCAGCAUCUGCAUUGCCCAUCGCUUGUCGACGAUAAAGGAUGCUGAUGAGAUUCUGGUGCUGGAGAAUGGACAUGUCGGCGAGCGUGGCACCCAUAUGGAGUUGCUCAAACAGAAUGGCCUCUAUGCGCGCCUGUGGGAAACACAAACCCAACAAUUCGAUCCCAAUCGUCGGCAACGCAUCUCAGCGGCUGCUGUGUAGUCAGAUGCUGGCCGACUUCGUUAUUUGUUCUAGUUUUAAGAGUGAGCUUAGUUACUUGACAAGGCCACAAAAUUUAUAGUAGACAGUUUUUGUUAAUUUUUAGGCUGAAAGAAAUAUUGUGUCCCGUUUGUAAAUACAGUUUUACAUAGAAAGAUAUAUAUACAUACAUACAUACAUACA